GCAAGAGGUAAUUCACCACGCUGAGUCGAGUGGCAAUGUUUAUUUUUCGAUCCAAAAUACAUUAACGCUAUAAUUUUAAUAUUCCUCAAAUUAUGACUCCAGCCGCUAGAUGGCGCCAGAACGUGAAAUUUCAGGAUUAUUAAAAUUAUAGCAUUAAUGUAUUUUGGAUCGAAAAAUAAACAUUGCCACUCGACUCAGCGUGGUGAAUUACCUCUUCCAAGGUCGUUUUCCGAACGAUUCUACUUGAAUUGACCGAAAUCGGGGAUCUCAGCAAAACCCGUAUAACUCCUGAACUAAAUGAGAUGGAAAGUUGGGCCUUGCUUAGUUCAAAAGAGACCUUCUUUCUACCAAAUGGUCAUGACAGAAUCCAUAACUAUAGCAGAAUUGCGUUCAAAAUACUGUUUGCAAAAUGUCCGUUGUGAUUUCAUCUGAUUGGUCCAUUAUGAACCAAUUAAAUUUUUGCAUUGAAAUCUGGCCCCAACAUUUCUCUGUCCAAUGGUGAAAAGCGCAUUUCUCUAUCAUGUUCCGUUCAGAAGUUAUUAAAAAAACACUAAGGUCUCUUUUGUUUUGAAACGGAUAAUAGUUUAGAAUCAUUUUUUUUCUCCAAAAAUAUUACGAAAAUAUAGAUCUUAUCGAUAAUACAUUUUUCUCACAGUUCAAUUAAUCAUUUUGUUAAAAGACAUAGCUUAUUGUUUUUAAAAAUGUCUAUCACUAAAAUAGAACUUGUCAAGUUUAACAUUAUUUCAUUAUCACUUCAUUCGAUGAGUCAUUGUUUAAUAAAAAGUGUUAAUCUCAUAUGAAGUUUAUUCUUGUACUACUAUCGCUUUUACUUUUUCUCGUUCAUCGUUCCAUUAAUAGUACUGUUUGUCGAUGGUGAGGUAUCAACAUAUAUAUCGAAUAAAUAAUCAGAAGAUAUAUUUAUAUAAUUAUAGGUCACCAAUUCAAUGUGGUUGUGCAUUUUAUCAACCAAUAAUACGUGCUCGUAUUGUUGGUGGUAUUGAAAGUAUACCACAUUCAUGGCCAUGGAUUGUUAGUAUUCGAUUAGCUUCAACAAAUUCUCCUUUUUGUGGUACAUAUUUAGAUCUAUUAAUUAGUUUUCAAUUUCUUUUUGUGCUUAUAUUAUAUUUAGGUGGUUCACUUAUCACUGAUCGAUAUGUUCUUACAGCUGCUCAUUGUUUUUAUGAUGAAUUAAAAAAGACUGGUGGUAAAACGACUGCAGCAAUCAGAUCUAAAUAUAUCAUUGUAAUUGGUGCUCAUUAUUCAACAGAAAAAAAUACAUAUUUAAAUAGUCAUUUACGUAUACCAGCAAAUUUAAUUAUAAUACAUCCACAAUAUGAUACAAAUACAAAAGUCAAUGAUAUUGCUCUUAUUGAAUUAAGUAGAUCAGUAGAUUUAGCUGAUAAAACAAUUGGUUUUAUAUGUUUACCUAUGACUACAUUACGUUAUCCAAAAUUAUUUCCUUCUGAUCAAGCAAAUGCUGUAAUGUUUCAAAUGUAUUACUUUCUUCUUUCUUUAUACAAAUAUCUUCAGAUUGCUAUUGGAUGGGGACGUGUACGUGAAGGUUCUUUGGGUCGCGCUAGUAAUGUACUUUUACAAGUUGAAUUACCUAUUCAAUCACCUUAUAUUCGACCAUCAGAUUGCGCUGAUCAAGUCUAUGAUCCAGAAAAACAAUUUUGUGCUGGUGUUACUCAAGGCGGAAAGGAUACUUGUCAAGGCGAUAGUGGUGGACCAUUGAUGUUGACUUAUAAUCAUACAUGGCAAAUUGUUGGAAUUACUAGUUAUGGUGAGGGUUGUGCACGAGCUCGUAAACCAGACUAUUUUCAAUCAUUUUUAGGUGUGUAUACUCGUAUAAGUGUUUAUCGCGAUUGGAUCAAUUAUACAAUAAGCAAAAAUAUAUUGAAUUAUGAAACACAACUUUUUAAUAUACCAAAUAAUAUUGAUAUGAGUAAUGAUCUAGAAAUUUGGUGGGAUAGAGAAGUUAAUAGUAAUGCUGUAUGCUAUGUAAUACCGAUUACUAGUGUGUUACUUUUGUGUUUAUUAGAUGCAUUUAUUUUAUUGUAUCAAUAACUGAAAAAAAUCAACGAUUAAAAUAUUCGAUUAAGAACUGUAGCAAAAAAAAAAAAAAGAAUCAUCUAUAAUUUAUAAAUUUAUUGCGAGAACUGAACUCGAUUAUUUCACUCAAACAGUGGUGAUCCGAUUGGGAAUGUACGUCUUUCAGUUAUUGUAACAGAGAUCAGACAUCAGUCAAGAAAUAUAAAAAAAAUUAUAAAGUAUCAUUUUUUUCCAUUUAGCAACUGUAAAUGACCAAUCAUCUACAUAUUCCAUUACAUAUCUAAGAUCAUCGUAAAAUCGUUUAUCUCUUAUGAAGAUGAAUUGUAAUGAUUUUGCGCUUGCAACGAGAUGAGUAUAUAGACUUUUUUCCGAAUUUGAUAAUGUUCACCAGUUAUUGUAAUCUAUUGAUCGUUCGAAUUUUCGCUGAACAUUCGAUAAAUGAACAUAUCCAAUGUUUUGUAUACGUUAUUGUUUUGUUCAAUUUGAAUAUGUAUUUACAUAUCUUACACAAACAAACUUAUUUUUUUCUUUCUAUGACUGAAUAAAUGAAAUAACUGACGAUGAUGACUGAUUUACAUUUAAUGAAAAUGAAGCAGCGGUGGUCACGAUAAUAAUGAUUAUAAUACAAGAAUACUACAAUAAGGAAAAAAAUAAUAAUAGACUUUUUUCAGUAUUUUCCAUUUGUGACAUCUUUCCUUUAUACACGUGUUACGAAGAGUAGUCAUUUUGGGCAACAAAAGCUGUUAGGAAAUACUAGAUAUAGGAAAAGAGAAUGUUUGCUUAGCUUAACAAUGAUUCUUGCUUCAUGAAAUAGUUUCAGCUAUACACUACUAUAGUUAAUUUUUGUAAACUUAUAACAUAAUUUUGGGAAAUUUUGAAACUCUUUUGAAUUCGAUAUGAAAUCAAGUUUCUUUCUCAAAUGACUAGAAGACGAAAUUGACUUCGUUACAUUCUGUAAAAAAAUUUUUUUUUUUUUAGUCGAAAAGGAUAAAGAUGGAUAAGACCAUUUCCUUGCUUUCCAUAGAUUUGAAAUUUUUCUAUUGGAAUCGAGUCGGGUAUGGUCUCUGAUUAUAUUUCGUGAUACAUGACAUGGCGGCUUUUGAUCUCACAGAUUUUCCAAAAAGCUUUUUUUUCUGCAUUUCAAUUGCAACAUAUCUAGGAAUACCUAUUUCAGUAUGUUGAUCUCUCUGACUGAACUUCGCUGUCAUUAAGCCUAAACUGCCAGUAAAUUGUAGUAAGGAAAAAGCUUUUUCUUAUAUGAAAUUCCGAGAUGUAUCUGAUUCUUAACUAAAAAUGAUCAGUUAAAGUCAAUUUAAAAGGCAACCUAGCGGUUUUGGACUAAAAUGUGAUUUUUGCUGUCUAUUAUUGCAAAUAAGAUUCAUCUAAACAUUUGUUUUUUCUUUGUUCAACAAUUAUUGUAUUUCAUUAUUUUAGAGUGAGUAGUACGUAAGAUAAGAAUUUUUUUAUGUCUUGAAAAGUUUCUUAUUAUUACUAUUAAUCCAUUUUAUAAAAAUUUUGUACAAACAUGGACUGAUAAAAGUCAAUAACUAGACAAAGACCUGAGAGAAAUAUUUUCUAUUGAAAUAUCAUAAUAAUGCUUUGUUCCUUGUUAGUCAAUUUUACUGUGAAUGAUAUUAACCCUUUACCCCCCAUAGCGCUUCCAGAAGAGCCACUGAUAAAAUAACUUUAUAAAUAGAGUAUUAGCCUAUUGAAUAUGCCAAUGGUGCGGCCUA
Rotaria sp. Silwood2 is the source of this 3785-nucleotide messenger RNA. The record is from the annotation of a GenBank genome assembly. NCBI's taxonomy places the organism in Eukaryota, Metazoa, Rotifera, Eurotatoria, Philodinida, Philodinidae.